ACCUCCUCCAUGGCAGCACACACCUGUGAACGUGACCUGGAGCAGCUUGAGAGCGGGGAGGAGAGGGAUCACAAUGAUUUACCAGAAUCUCAAAGAGACUUCCAUACUGCCUCAGGAGCUGUGUCCAGAGAGUCCAGGAUGGACAGGGUGUCGUUUCGAGGAGACGAGCACCGGACCUCCAUCACAGAACAGCAGCAGGUGGAGAUGGUGCAGGAGACACCACGCAGCACGACAAACAAAAAUAAACAAAAGACCUACAACCUACGCCGCAGAAAUCAUGUCAGCCAGUGGCCGCUCGCCACCUACAACAUGAACAACUGCAACAACACAGACGACAAAAAAGAUGACAAGAAGGACGAAGUGAAAAAGGACGAGAAGAAGGAUGAAAAAAAGGAUGAAAAGAAGGAUGAGAAGAAGGAUGAGAAAAAAGAUGAGAAGAAAGAUGAGAAGAAGGAUGAGAAGAAGGAUGAGAAGAAAGACGAGAAAAAAGAUGAGAAGAAAGACGAUAAAAAGGACGACAAGAAAGACGACAAAAAGAAAGAAGAACCUCCAAAGGAGUACUGGGUUAUGGAUCCUUCAACUGACUUGUACUACCGCUGGCUAACAGUAGUUGCCGUACCCGCAUUCUACAACUUGAUGAUGCUCGUGACAAGGGCUUGUUUUAAUGAACUUCAAGCAAAUUAUACUUAUCUAUGGAUUGCACUCGACUACACAUCUGAUGUGAUCUACUACAUAGACACCUUUGUCAGAUCAAGGACAGGUUUCUUGGAACAGGGACUGUUGGUGAAAGACGUAGUGAAGCUGAAAGAACACUACAAGACCACACCGCAGUUCAAAUACGACAUGAUAUCCAUGAUCCCGACCGAUAUAAUCCUGCUGCAAAUCGGCUACAACAACCCCGAAGUCCGUUUCAACCGCCUGUUGAAGAUGGCGAGGCUCUUUGAGUUCUUCGACCGGACCGAGACCAGGACCAACUACCCGAACAUCUUCCGAAUCAGCAACCUGGUGCUGUACAUCUUGAUCAUCAUCCACUGGAACGCCUGCAUCUUCUUCGCCAUCUCCAAAGUCCUGGGCUUCGGCUCCGACACCUGGGUGUACCCCAACAUCAGCCACCCGGAGUACGGGCGGCUGGCCAGGAAGUACAUCUACUGCCUGUACUGGUCGACCCUGACGCUCACCACCAUCGGAGAGACGCCGCCGCCCGUACGGGACAUCGAGUACCUGUUCGUCGUCACCGACUUCCUGAUCGGCGUGCUGAUCUUCGCCACCAUCGUCGGUAACGUCGGUGCCAUGAUCACCAACAUGAACGCGUCCCGCGCCGAGUUCCAGGCCAAGAUCGACUCCAUCAAGCAGUACAUGCAGUUCCGUAAGGUCACCAAGGACCUGGAGGCCCGGGUCGUCAAGUGGUUCGACUACCUCUGGACGGAGAACAAGACCUGCGACGAGAAAGAGGUGCUGAAGAACCUCCCCGACAAGCUGAAGGCCGAGAUCGCCAUCAACGUGCACAUGGACACGCUGCGUAAAGUCCGCAUCUUCCAGGACUGCGAGGUGGGCCUGCUCAUCGAGCUGGUGCUGAAGCUGCAGCCCCAGGUGUUCAGCCCCGGCGACUACAUCUGCAAGAAGGGCGACAUCGGGCGCGAGAUGUACAUCAUCAAAGAGGGCAAGCUGGCCGUGGUAGCGGACGACGGGGUGACUCAGUUCGUCGUGCUGAGCGACGGCGCCUACUUCGGCGAGAUCAGCAUCCUCGGCAUCAAAGGCAGCAAAGCCGGCAACAGGCGAACGGCCAACAUCCGCAGCGUGGGCUACUCUGACCUCUUCGCCCUCUCCAAGGACGAUCUCAUGGAGGCCCUGCUGGAGUACCCCGACACCAAGAAGGCCAUCGAGGAGAAAGGCAAAGCCAUCCUGAUGAAGGACAACCUCAUCGACAUGGAGCUGGCCGCCGCCGUAGGGGACCCCAAGGACAUGGAGGAGAAGAUCGCCCUGCUGGAGAGCCACCUGGAGGUCAUGAACGGCAAGCUGAAGAAAGUCAUGUCUGAAUGGACUGACAGCCAAUGCCGACUGAAGCAGAGGAUCACAAACAUGGAGGCCAGAUGCCGAACUCUGAGGGAGGAAGAUCUCUCAGAGGUUGUGGCCGAUAAGAAGCCGGAAGAAAAGAAAUAGAGACUUGCACAGUAUUAUAAUAAAAUGCCUACGUAGGAACCUGUAUGUGACAAAUUUGCUUAUUGGAAGAACCCAAAGGUUUUUUUAAAGGUUCCUCAAGAGAGCUCAGUGAUCCUUUGAGGAAGCUUCAGUUGCUAUUAUGGAGUUUCAAGUUCUAAGUUCUAAAACGGAGUUAUCUGAGGAACCUUGGAAUUCUUCCCAUUAUUCUUAGGUUCUUCAGGGAAGUUUUCAGUUUCCUCAGAUAGCGUUUAGGUUUCCCUAUGGUGCAAAGGUUGAGGAAAAAAAAUCACAUGGAUUU
Messenger RNA from Engraulis encrasicolus (European anchovy), 2458 nucleotides. RefSeq names its product cyclic nucleotide-gated channel cone photoreceptor subunit alpha-like. Gene Ontology annotation, molecular function: intracellularly cAMP-activated cation channel activity; protein-containing complex binding; intracellularly cGMP-activated cation channel activity. The record is from RefSeq and is a predicted model, not a curated record. Bases 10 to 2160 code for a protein of 716 amino acids. Gene Ontology annotation, biological process: monoatomic cation transmembrane transport. Gene Ontology annotation, cellular component: intracellular cyclic nucleotide activated cation channel complex; plasma membrane. Lineage: Eukaryota; Metazoa; Chordata; Actinopteri; Clupeiformes; Engraulidae. The transcript is spliced from 8 exons.